This is a messenger RNA of Sciurus carolinensis (gray squirrel), 3321 nucleotides long. It is a transcript of the gene Frmd8, whose product is annotated as FERM domain containing 8. Gene Ontology annotation, biological process: negative regulation of canonical Wnt signaling pathway. The record is from RefSeq and is a predicted model, not a curated record. Lineage: Eukaryota; Metazoa; Chordata; Mammalia; Rodentia; Sciuridae. The transcript is spliced from 12 exons. Gene Ontology annotation, cellular component: cytoskeleton; plasma membrane. The coding region runs from base 488 to 1888 and encodes 466 amino acids.
GGACUGCGGGUAGAGAAACUGGGCCUGGGUCACUUGAGUUGGUGACCCUGUUGGUUCACGUCUCCCAGGGGCGUGACCACCCCAGGGGCGUGGCUGGACUCGCCAGGGGCGAGUCCGGGCAUGCGCGGCCUGCGGAGGCGUGGUCGCACCGGCGCCAGCAGAGAGCGUGCGCGGCGGCCUCAGGCUCCGAUUGGCUCCAGCGGCCGGGGAGGCGGGGCCCUGGCUGCGGCGCUUCCUCCUACCGGGGCUUCCGCGGCGCAGCCCCAGCGGCGGGAACGCCUGCAGCAGCCUGGAGUGGAGCGGUGGUAGGGUCGGUGGUAGGGCUGGGGCCGGAGCUGGGGGUCAGAGUCAGUGCCGAAUCCUGCCCUGAGGCGGCGGGCUCUGCGACCCUGCGAGCCCGGAUCUCCAGUCAGUGGAAGGGCACGCUCCACCUCCAGCCUGCACAGUUGGUCCCUCCCAGGCAGGUUGUUCAACCUUGUAGACCCAGAUGGACGGGCCAGAAGGUAAUGCCGGUCAACUCGGCCCAGCUGAGAGGUCCCACCGAAGCAGCGUGUCCUCAGUGGGAGCCCGAGCUGCUGAUGUACUGGUGUACUUGGCUGAUGACACAGUGGUGCCCCUGGCUGUGGAGAACCUACCCUCACUCAGUGCCCACGAGCUGCACCGGGCAGUCCGUGAGGUCCUGCAGCUUCCAGACAUUGCCCUGGAUGCCUUCGCACUCUGGCUUGUCUCCCCGCUGCUGGAGGUGCAGCUAAAGCCCAAGCACCAGCCCUACAAGGUGGGCCGACAGUGGACUGAGCUGCUGCUACGCUUCUCCGACGCCCCGGAUGAUGACGUGGCCAUGGACGAGCCUUCCCUGCAGUUCCGAAGGAACGUCUUCUUCCCCAAGCGGCGGGAGCUCCAGAUCCACGAUGAGGAGGUGCUGCGGCUGCUCUAUGAGGAGGCCAAGGGCAACGUGCUGACGGCGCGGUACCCGUGUGACGUGGAGGACUGCGAGGUGCUGGGAGCCCUGGUGUGCCGGGUGCAGCUUGGGCCCUACCAGCCUGGCCAGCCUGCUGCCUGCACCCUGAGGGAGAAGCUGGACUCUUUCCUCCCUGCCCACCUCUGCAAGCGGGGCCAUGGCCUUUUUGCUGCUCUCCGCGGCCGCGGGGCCAAGCCUGGGACCGGCGAGGAGGGCUUGCUGAACGCCUACCGCCAGGUGAAGGAAGCAGUCAGCAGUGGUGACAGCCCGCGUGAGGCCGCCCUGGGCUCCCACUACCGAGCCUACCUCCUCAAGUGCCACGAGCUGCCCUUCUACGGGUGUGCCUUCUUCCAUGGUGAGAUUGAUAAGCCAGCCCAAGGCUUUCUGCACCGGGGCGGACGCAAGUCAGUGACUGUGGCCAUCAGUCUGGAAGGCGUGCAUGUCAUCGACAGCAGGGAGAAGCACGUCCUCCUGGGCCUCGGCUUCCAGGAGCUGUCCUGGGACCACACCUCCCCCGAGGAGGAGGAGCCUGUGCUGUGGCUGGAGUUUGAUGGGGACAGUGAGGGCAUGCCGGUGAACAAGCUGCUCAGGAUCUACUCCAAGCAGGCCGAGCUGAUGAGUGGCCUCAUCGAGUACUGCAUAGAGCUGAACCAGGCCUCCGAGCCCGCUGCUGCCCCGGAGGGCAUGUCCGGCGCCCGCUUGGCCCCGGGCCCCUCACCACCUCCCGCUCAGCGCCCCAAGCUGCGGAGGCAGGGCAGCGUGGUGUGCAGCCGGAUCCAGCAUCUCUCCACCAUCGACUACGUGGAGGACGGCAAGGGCAUCAAGCGAGUGAAGCCAAAGCGCACCGCCUCCUUCUUCAGCCGGCAGCUCUCCACAAGCCAGGGCAGCUACACCGUGGUGCAGCCCACCGACAGCCUGGAGCAGGGCUGAGGGCAGCCGACUCCCAGGCCAGGGCCAGGCUGUGUGAAUCUCCAAAGUGAGCGUGUGGCGGAGGCUGCCUUGGCCUCUCAGGGCCUGCUGUGUUUCAGACCAUGGAGAAGUGACUUCUGUGCCUGGACAGUACCUGGACUGCAGAGCUGGCCAGGGGCAUCCUGCAGGGUCCCUGUUACAGCCUGCCUUCCCUUGCCUGGAUUCUGGGCGCAGCUGCUAUCUCAGGACCACUAGAUCGGGCCCCAGCUGCCCCCUCCCACCCACAGACACACCUUCAUGCCCAUCUCAAGGCGGACAGUGUCCCCUGCUCUGAACAUACUGCUGGCAGCUUUGAGGGCCAAGGAUCGGGGCUUGGGACCUGCAGGUUCACGGUGUGCCUUUGAUCUUCCCCCGGACUUUGGUGACCACGUCCUGCAUUCCUCUGCGGCAUUCCACCCGACACCGACACUGCAGGAUGGGCUGGCGCUCCAAGGAGGUGGGAGGGCCUCCUGGAACUGGACCAUGCAGAAGCAGGCAAGGUCCCCUGAGCCACCCCUGCCUGGCUGAGUGGGACUCCAGGGAGUGGGGCAGGGUGCCCCCCACUCAGGUGUCCCCUGCAGGCACACAGGAUACUAAGCAGAAAGGAAGGUGCCUUCUUGUUAGCCUUAGGUAAUGUCACUGUGCUGGGAGGUGGCUGUCCUGUCCAGCAGGCGCACCGACCCACACUCCACACUGGGAAAAGCUCCUGAAAAGCCCUUUGUCACUCUCCUAGGUCCAGGCUGCUCCCCAGUGGGCCACCAAACCUGCCCACCCUGCGUCUCUAACUCCCCACCCCCAGGGCCGGGCAUCUAGGUUCAGUCCUGAUCCUCCUCUGCUUGGUUUGGUGGAGCCUGUGAACCCUGGCAGUUGCCAGGAGGCACCCUCUUAGCUUCAGGGCCAAGAGUGCCUUCAGGGACGCUGGGGGUUCCCUGGGGGCUCCCUGGGGGGCAGCCCCUACAAGAGACCUGCUAGAUGGUCUCUUCUCCCCCAGGGACACUGGAAAGGGGACUUGGAUGCAGGUGCUUGACUGCUUUCCCAGUUUUGUCCUCCUGGCAACCAUGACUUUGUGUUGGAAAUUCUCUGGGAGGAGCCAGUCCCUUGGGCUUCUCUGUGGGGACAUGGCUCUCAGGGCCAGGAAAGGCAGGCCUGGGCAACACAGGGCUUAUUCUGGUCACUGGGGCCUACUGACUGUCACUGCAGGUGUAUUUUUAUCUGAUGGGCCCAGGGGCAUGUGGGCGUGGCCGGGUGUGCUUCCGGUCUGCCUUUGCCCUCUUCAGCCUUUCUCACGGUUCCUGAGCACCACUGUGCUGUGACCUUCUCUGCCUGCCCUUUGGGACAAAGCGGUAUUCUACUAAAUGUCCUUUGAAUGUUCUCAUUCUUUUGUAUCAUGUGACUUAUUAAUAAAUCCAUUUCUA